Messenger RNA from Blastomyces dermatitidis ER-3, 870 nucleotides. Its product is annotated as sucrase/ferredoxin domain-containing protein. Bases 1 to 870 code for a protein of 289 amino acids. Lineage: Eukaryota; Fungi; Ascomycota; Eurotiomycetes; Onygenales; Ajellomycetaceae. The transcript is spliced from 3 exons. The record is from RefSeq and is a predicted model, not a curated record.
AUGCUCCGCUCCCUCUUCUCCUUCGUAUACCAAAACCCCUUCACCUCCACAUCGCUCUCCACCCCAGAAACCAGUUCAAUCGAGAAAAAAACAGACCUCUUCCCCAUCGUCGAUCCCGCCGUCGACGGGCCCGACUGCGACCAGGACUGCGCCGACUGCACCAUCAAAUUCCCAGCCCGGUUCAAACUCAAUUCCAACAGGGAGCUGUACGGGAGCGUCAAGCCGUUCAUCAAACAUGUACUUGUCGCGACGGGCAGGGCGGACUGGGCGCCCAGGGUUGAGGGUGAGAGGGGAAGUUUGAUGGAGGGGUUUAAGAGGGGGGCGUUUCAACCGAGGAGGGGGAAAAUGAUGAUUUCGGCGUCGAACUUGUCCAUUGAUCCGGAGCGUAUUAACCACAUCACCAAUGGCGAUCAAGGACUGGGGCAGGAGAACGCUACAACGGUCCUCAUCUUGCCCUCAUUCACCUUUGUCGACAGAGUAACGGUCUCGCGACUGCCAGAGCUCAUGGAGCGUUUCGUAGACCCCUCUGAGCCAGACAAGUUGAAGAAGCUGAAGCCAAACCAAACGGCCAAAAUACCUCAUCCCGUCCACCCAUCCCACCACAAACUAACAACCCGCCCCUGGCCCCGCGACCACCUAAUCCUCCUCUGCUCCCAUAACCGUCGCGACGCCCGCUGCGGCAUCUCCGCCCCUCUCAUCCGGCGCGAGCUAGAGCGCCACCUGCGCCCGCUGGGCCUCUACCGCGACGAGGACGACACCCGGCCCGGCGGCGUAGGUAUCCUAUAUUGUGUCCCAUGUGGGAGGGCACAAGUUCGCCGCGAACGUGUUGAUAUAUCGGCGCGAGGCGGAGCAGAUGAUUUGGCUGGCUAG